UUAACGGUGCAGUAGAUCUACACAUUUUUGCGAUUUUACUUUCAUUCGCAGAAAUAGCAGAAAUUAAUAUCUGUGUGCUGUAAAUAUUAGGCAAUUAAUCAAGGCUGCAAUAGCCAUAGAUAUAUGUAUAUGAUCUAGUCUAGCUAAAUUUUUUGUUCAAGACACUAUGGUAGAUCUAUACAAAGAAGAUCUCGGAUCUAUAUCUAGAUUUAAGCCUAUCUGUGGGAAAAACAAUUAUCUUGAAGGCAAUCCACUGUCUUCUCUACUAUGUUUCAGCUUCACCUCUGCCCCAGAAACAUUACCAGCUCGCAGAACUAGAACGUGAUGUUCUAAGAAUUGACAAUUUGAACAAAGCAACUGAUGAAUAUAGUGAAUAUGGGGGUCAAUCAAUCAUUGCCCUUGAGUCACCUUCACUGGGUACACACGCUGCUAUAAUUAUGUACAGAACAUUGAAAUUCUACUUAUUAUACAGUCAUUGACAAAGAGACUGUCUUCCUGGAAAAGCUCAAAACUCAGACUAUACAUCAGGUUACGGAGACAGUCUUGGGAAUGCUCAAAACUAAGACUAAAACUGACGUCUUGAAUGGCUUACUGGAACUGCUUAAAGCUCAGACUGAAACUGAGGAUUUUUUGGACAAUGACAGUAAGAAGCAAUAUAAAGUCAUUGAAACAGACGAGAUUGUCUUCCUGGAAAAGCUCAUAGCUCAGACUGAGGGAAUGCCGCAGGGGGCACCUAACCAGAUCAAGGAUAUGCUAAAGUUUAAAGUUCUCAAUGCCAUGAAUCUACGAAUUAGUAAUAUCAUCAACUUCAAACUAAUGAGUAAAGUUAAACUAAAGCUGAAGAAAAUCGAAGAACCGUUAGAUAAUCAGCAAGAAGAUAUGAACACAGACGUGCAACAUAGUGAACAUUUUGCCGUCAGCUACCGUGUCCUUACCAACUGCUAUACAAAAUUAAGGAACGAAUUACAACAUGCUAUCCCAAACACUGAUGACGACUCUAAAGUUGGCCCCACACAUCAAUCAAUCUCUGUCUCUUCCAAGAAAUCAGAAAAUGGUGAAAAACUUGUUAAAAAUGCUCAACCAAGUGAAGGAAUUAACCACAAACAUACCCGUCUUAUCGCCGAAUUAACGCAUGAGGAACCUAGCCCCAGAUUUACCCACGCUCAGAGUGAAUACAUUAACCACAAGUAUACCCGCGUUAUCAGCAUAUUGCGGAGUGAGAACGAUACUCCCAUAUCGUCUACAAAAAGUUAUAAUGCUGCCACUGUAAGGGGCAGCAAAAAUAGUAGCAAAAGCAACAAUGGGAACAAAGACUCCACUCCUGGUAAACGUGACAAUGAAUCCUCUUCUCAAAGAGGAUCUAACUCUUCCGGUCAAAACACAUCGUCAUCAUCAUCGAACGGUAAUUGUGGAGGUGCCAGUGGGUGUGGUGGUAGCGGAGGAAAGGAUGAUGAUGAUGAGGGACAUGAAGACAAUCACAGAAGAAUUACAAAGGAAAUUUCUGCCGAAGAAGAAUUUAACGAAGAAGCCUCCAAAGAUGUGGAGAAAAAGCAGAACAGCUCCGAUGAUUCUGCCACUAGCGAGGACAAAGAUGAGCCAUCUCACAAUUGUGUCGAUUCUCCCAUUGAUAGCUCUAGCAAGAAAGCAGACAGUGACCCCACUGCAGGGUUGGACAUGUACAGCCCUCUCACGGAGCCCAUGGACCCCCCUGUAUGGUUUGACAUGUACAGCCCUCUCAUGGAGCCCAUGGACCCCCCUGCAUUGUUUGACAUGUACAGCCCUCUCACGGAGCCCAUGGACCCCCCUGUAUGGUUUGACAUGUACAGCCCUCUCACGGAGCCCAUGGACCCCCCUGUAUGGUUUGACAUGUACAGCCCUCUCACGGAGCCCGUCAACUGCACAACUGCCACUGACUGUCUGAAUAAGCAAAGGGACUCUGAUACAAGUACAAAUGAGCCAUCUUUUCAACUGCACACCGAGCUCCUUAAUGAUUCUAUGCUGAACAAAAAACAACAUCAACCAACAAAGCAGCAGACAAUAAAAACAGAGCUCAGAAUUGAACUGUCAUAUGAUGAAACUGAAGAACAUGUGGAAGAGAAGCGUACACAGCUCCAUCCAGAUCAACCUUCACUACUUCUGCUGAACAGAAAACCCCAAACACUCUCAACGCAGCAGACAGAAGAAACAGAGCCCAUAAUUGAGCUAACUAAUCAUUGUUCUGUUGAAAGGGGAGGACAAGUGAAUGAGAAGCAUGUUCACCUCCAUGCAAACCAGCAACAUGUUCAACUGCACUCAGAGCAGUCUGAUGAUCAGGAACAUAUUCUGCUGGACGGUAAAUCACAACUGCAACUGGCAAAAGAAAAGAACCCCAAAAACAAACUGGCAGAUGAUCCUCCUUCUGAAAUUGAAGUGAGGGAGAAGGAUGCUCAGCUCCAUGAUAAUCAGCCAUCUUCUCAACUGCCCAUCGAGCUCCCUGAUGGUCCACUAUUGAAUGGAAAACAACAACUACCCACAAAGCAGCAGACAAUAGAAACAGAGCCCAGAAUUGAGCAUGAGCUGACAGGUUACUCUCCUUCUGAAAGUGAAGGACAAGUUGAAGAGAAGCUCGAUGCAAUUGCAGACCCGCCCACUGUUCAACUGCACACCGAGCAGUGUGAUGAUCAGGCACCUACUCUGUUGGACGAAAAGUCACAACUGCAAGAAAAGAAGCCCACAAUUGAGCUGGUAGAUAAUCAUCCUUCUCAAAAACCUGUGGGUGUAGGACAUGUGAGGGAGGAAACUCGACUCCAUUAUGCUACUCAGACAACAAGUCUUCCUCGUACUGAAAGUAAAGUACUGCCAGAGUCUGAAGAUGCGAUAAGAAAAACGAAACUCUUCCCUAUCACUAGAGUGAACAGGCAGCCUGAUAAUGCCUUAAAACCAAAACAUAUUGCUCAAUCGAGAGAAGCUCAUGGAAGUUCAAAAGCCAUAGAACCAACUUUUAAGAAAGCUCAGCCACCCACUAAACUGGCAGCAAAACAAGGAAACAAUCGGACUGUUAGAAAAUCUCAGCAAUCUGUCGAGCAAACACAAUAUAAACAGACACCUAACCCUACAAUAGUGAAAUGCAAAAAUAACAAUGGGAGCAAAGACACCACUACUGGUGGUAAAUCUGACAAUGGGUCCUCUUCUCAAACAGGAUCUAACUCUUCCAGUAAAAACACAUCGUCGUCAUCAUCAUCAUCAUCAUCGAAUGGAGAUGGUGCAAGUGCCAGUGGGUGUGGUGGUAGUGGAGGAAGGGAUGAUGAUGAGAGAAAUAAAGACAAUCAUAGUUCGUAUGAGGAUAACUCCACCGACGAAGCGUCUAGUGAUAACGAAGAAACCUCCGAGAAACAGUCACAUGACAUCACUACACCCCAGAAAAGAAAAGUAGGGAACAAACUUCAACAGCAGAAGCAGGCUGUGACUGUUGAAGAAGCCAAAACGUCUUCCAAGGGCAACAACGCACUCAUUCCUGCGACAAAACCUCGAAGUAGGCAACCGAAAAAGAGAAAAAAAACCGGUACAGUGCGUGGUGGUGACGUGGCUCUUGACUACAACAAUUCCGAUACUUCUACCCGUAGCAUAGCCGAACACAAGCAACCCAGCGAUGACAAAAAUAUUAUCAAAACUGAUGACAGUGGUGCUGAUGAUUACGAAAGUGAUACCUCAGAAGUGAAAUUGAAACCUUUUCAUUUACCAGUCAGUCCAUCGGCCAGUUCUUCUUCACUAGAAAUUGAACCAAAACUUGACAAUAGCUUUCACUCUUUGUUAAAUGGAGCAGCACUAUCAAGCUCCCCAGGCAGUCUUGUUUCACCACACCAAGUUCGUCCACCCGAACCUGCGCCAGUUGAAGCUCCACGAAUAGAUAAAGCACCUGCUAAUGCAUCACAAUUGGUCCGGCCUCCUGAAUACUUCAGUUUGACUGGAAGAAAGAGUAAAACCGUACUCCAGCAUGCAAAUCAGCAAGACACUUUGGACGAAGCACGACAGGAAUGUAGAGCAUUAAUGGUACCUGCUACUACAUCACAAUUGGUUCGGCCUCCUGAAGACCUCAAUGUUAGGAAGGACAACAAGAAAAAGAAGAAAACUAAAACUAAGAAUGAAUCAUUAGUGGCUUCUGGAGCGAGUUUGGCACCUGUUUGCAUAUCAAGACAAACUAAUUGUGGCAUUUUCGCUGGCAGCAAUCACACUCAGCUUUGCUCAGGACGCCCACUGGAAACUAACACAGCUCGAUUAGAGUGCAGUGCUCCAGGCCAGAUUUCAGAUCCCCCACAUCUGCUGACCAGGUUUCAUCAUCCACGUCCGCCAGAAGAAAAUGUCAGUCAAGGACAAAAAAACAAAUCAAAAGAUGAACCUCUUCCGGACUGUCACAAGGUUCGUCCCCCAGAGCCAACAGAUGUAGAGGCUGAACAGUUUGCUGCUCCAACUCAAGUAACAGGAUCACACUCUUCAUCAGAAUUGGUUGUGUACUCACAUUGGAGACGCCGCAGAUGUCAUGAAAUGAACACUGCACAUCCGUUCCACUAUAUUCGCCCACCGUCGAAUCAUUAUAACGGUCCAACACUGUUCAUGGCAUUAUCUGGUUCUGAUGCUGGGAACGAAUUAGCCCCUAGCCCUGGAGCUGUGGUGUUAGCUAGUGACCCAAGCACUGGUCAAAGUGGACCUUUAAUGGAAGCUACUAAUUGUAGGCCACGGCAGUGCUUCUUCAAUGUUCAUGGCAGACGAGGCAAUGGAGUCCUUCUUCGUCAGGAAAUUUGUGACUUUGUGACGUUGGAUGACGGUGCCAAGGAGCUGUGCCAAGUGAUCGUCGACAUCAUACAGUUCUUGCGUCAGAAACAACACGGACUAACCACCUUGGAGUCAAUCACAAUCGAUGUACCUAGAGCUAUUAGUAUCCCAGAGUCUCAUCUAGUUCCUCUCAACAGUCAUCAAACAGCAAUAACUCUUGGAUUGCUGGUCAGACUUGUUGAGGAGUUCCUUGACCUCUGGGAGCGAAGAUAUCCAGGAUCCGGUUCUGCUGCAAUCAGUUCUCUCCAAUUGUUUGUGAGCUGGUUUCGUGGUGUAGAGAGCAGUGGUCAAGGUGUAGAGACAGCUCUACUGGGAGAAGCACUCCUAAAGCUAAGAACACAUUAGCGGACAUAUACGGUGGCGUACAUAUAAUUAUGUAGUAACUAUUUUCUUGUAUGUAGCUUUUAGACAAAGUGUAUAUUUUAUGAAUAACGGUUAAAAAACUGUUCAAGUUAAGCCCUAGGUAGUUUAUAAUUAUGUGAAGAACCCGUUAUAUUAGUUUUAGCAAAUUGAAUAUCUUUAUACAAUAAUUAUUUUUGGCACUCUUUUAUUUACCCUAUUUUUGUAUCCUUGGUAAUUUCAAUUGUUACCUUCACCAACAACCAUACAAGUAUAUUAUUAUUAUUA
Halichondria panicea is the source of this 5436-nucleotide messenger RNA. RefSeq lists its product as uncharacterized. Bases 550 to 5154 code for a protein of 1534 amino acids. The record is from RefSeq and is a predicted model, not a curated record. The transcript is spliced from 24 exons. NCBI's taxonomy places the organism in Eukaryota, Metazoa, Porifera, Demospongiae, Suberitida, Halichondriidae.